Messenger RNA from Microthlaspi erraticum, 441 nucleotides. The record is from the annotation of a GenBank genome assembly. NCBI's taxonomy places the organism in Eukaryota, Viridiplantae, Streptophyta, Magnoliopsida, Brassicales, Brassicaceae.
AUGAAUUCAGAUCUCAUCCCGUAUGAUCUCAUGAUCGAGAUUUUCUCGAGACUGCCUUCAAAGUCAAUCGCGAGGUUUCAUUGCGUGUCGAAGCAAUGGGGUUCCAUGUUUCACCAUCCAGAUUUCACCAACUUGUUCCUAGAAUUUGGAUCUCUAGCAAUCAUGAACUCAGAUUUCAUCCCCUAUGAUCUCAUGAUCGAUAUAUUCUCCAGACUGCCUAAAAAAUCUAUCGCUAGGUUUCAUUGCGUGUCGAAGCAAUGGGGUUCCAUGUUUCACAGUCAAGAUUUCACCAAGUUGUUCUUGGCAAGAUCAUCGGCUCGUCCACGUCUCUUAUUUGCGGUCAAAGGAUACAACGAGUGGAGCUUUUACUCGUCGCCUCAGCGUCAGAAUCCAUACGAGAAGUCUUCGUCGUCUCAUGAAGUUGUGUCAAAUUCGGGUUAA